CUCUUAUCAACGCGUGUUCUAGGUGAAAAUGAAAGCUGUACAGUGUGGUCGUGUUUCGCUGGCCCUCUACAUCGCACUACUCACGAUCCCUUGGACGGGCGGCUACAUCGUCGAUCCCGGUCCAGUUGUGAAGGCCACCAAAGGGGAAAUAUGGCCCAAACCGAGGAACCAAACAACGUCCCAACAGUUCUACACUAUCAAAACGGGAACAUUCAGUUUUCAGUCGAUGAACUUCAGCUGCGAUAUACUGACGAAGGCACUCGAUCGUUACCACAAACUUGUGCUCUCAAUUGGAAAUACUACCCGUCGAGCGAUGGUUAACCGAGGAUAUUCCUUCCAAUCGAACAAUGGGCUACGUGCCGUCAGUGAGGGACAUCGCUCCUGGCGCUCAGAUUCAAAUUGGGCUGGAUAUCUUGAACAAGUGAAGGUGGAUCUAAAGGCUCCCUGUGAAGCGUUACCUUACCUUUCCAUGGACGAAGAAUAUACAAUCAUCAUCGAUGACUUCCAGGCCCUUUUGUCCUCGUUUUCCAUCUGGGGAAUGCUGCGUGCUCUGGAAUCAUUUUCGCAAAUGGUUGUCCUUUCCGAUGAUGGUAGCACGUUACGAAUCAACGCCACAACAGUUUACGAUGGUCCUCGCUUUUCCCAUCGUGGCCUGCUGGUGGACACAUCGCGCCAUUUUAUCGACACCUGCACGCUGGUGAAGAUCCUCGACGGAAUGGCAUACAACAAAUUAAAUGUGUUCCACUGGCACAUUGUCGAUGAUCAUAGCUUCCCAUACGAAAGCCGAACCUUCCCGGAGCUAAGCGAGCGCGGAGCUUAUCACCCGUCCAUGGUGUACACCCAGGCGGACAUUGCAAUGAUCAUCGAAGAAGCGACCCAACGUGGCAUACGAGUUAUGUCGGAGUUUGACACUCCUGGACAUACGCGUUCGUGGGGCGUUUCACAUCCGGAACUGCUCACCGAAUGCUAUGACCAAUAUCGUGGAAAACUCGGACCAAUGGACCCAACGCGCGAAUCUACCUACACCUUCCUGUCGAAUUUGUUCCGCGAAGUGAUUGAAGUGUUUCCCGAUCAUUACGUGCAUCUCGGUGGGGAUGAGGUUGGGUUCGAAUGUUGGGCCAGCAAUCCCCAUAUUCUAGAGUACAUGAAGCAGAACCGACUGUACUCGUUCGAGAUGCUGGAGGAAAAGUUUAUCCAGCGGAUUGUCGAUCAGAUCGAUGUGCUGAACCGCAGCUCGCUCGUUUGGCAGGAGGUUUACGUGAAUGGUGUGCGACUUCCGAACGGAACGGUGGUCCACGUUUGGACCGGCAAUCGACAGGAUCUGCUGAACAGGAUUACUCGCGAUGGUUUACCAGCACUGCUGUCCUCCUGCUGGUACCUUGAUCAUCUCAGCACCGGUGGUGAUUGGCGUAAGUUUUAUAACUGUGAUCCUCACGAUUUCAUCGGUACUGGCCAACAGAAGUCACUCGUGCUUGGUGGCGAAGCGUGCAUGUGGUCAGAGGUGGUCAAUGGGCACAACAUACUGCCCCGAAUUUUCCCACGUGUUUCUGCCACAGCGGAAAAACUUUGGUCUCCCGCUAGCGUAAACAACGCGGAUGAAGCGGCUCGCCGAUUGGAAGAGCAGACGUGCCGCAUGAAUCAUCGUGGAAUACCGGCGCAACCACCGAACGGGCCUGGAUUUUGUAUUUAAACUAAAAGGAACGUAAACG
Molecule: messenger RNA, 1709 nt
Organism: Anopheles maculipalpis
Lineage: Eukaryota; Metazoa; Arthropoda; Insecta; Diptera; Culicidae
Product: beta-hexosaminidase subunit beta-like
Exons: 7
Coding region: 29-1690 (553 amino acids)
Biological process (GO): ganglioside catabolic process; glycosaminoglycan metabolic process; carbohydrate metabolic process
Cellular component (GO): membrane
Molecular function (GO): beta-N-acetylhexosaminidase activity
Source: RefSeq, a predicted model, not a curated record